AUGGAAUACGAUGCCACUCAAUCAUCAUCUUCUGAUUCACUCGAAUUAGGACCUCAGCGUAGAGCACCUGGCAAGGAGAGGUUAACAUUAGCUGACUUUCUUCGUACUACUGCUCCUGCUGAUUUUAAUCCAGGAUUGAAGAAUUCAUCUCAAUCUGUCAAUCAACCACGUCCAUCUAGGAUUCCAUUAGAUUUUCAACUUUCUAAAUUGAAUGCUACACUGUUCGCUAAUAAUAAAACUACAAGUAGACCUUCUUUACCAAUCAAACCAUCAUCAUCAGCUUCAGUCUCCAAUCAUCAGGGUCACACUACUAACAUUCAACUUCAAGCACCAUCAAGUCAGUCUCAUCCCAUUCAAAAAUUAAGACAUGCUGGUACGGCUAGUCAUCCUGAUUUAGCUAGCUUAGUUAGAGUAGCCCGUAAACGAUCAAAGACAUUGAUCACUCAACCGGAUUCAUCACUUCAACCUCCAUCUGAGAAUCCUAAUCCGUCUACAAGUACAUUUCAUUAUUCGGCUCAUCUUCCUUCUAGUUCUAAUCUCUCUUCUACUACCAUUGCUCCCCGCGUAACUCCAUUACCUAAACCUAAACAAGCUCCUUCAUCACCCAUCAGAGCUAUCUUACCAAAUAACGCAUCCUGUCAUCAAUUCAACAGUUUGAACUCUCCAGACGAUUUCAAUCCUUACAGUCAAUCUCCAUCUGGUCCUGGUUGUCGGAAUAGCGCUCCUAUCACCACUUCUUCACAUCCUUCCGUCGUCUCUCUUCAACCAGUUCGACUCGCUCGAGCUUCAACAGGAUCAAGUAGGUGCUACAGUAUCUCCUAUUCCGACGAUCCUGGUACCGACCACACCAGUCAAAGUACUCUUAACAGUCAACUUGCAAGCCUUCCUACUGAGUCUCCUUAUUCUCCUCCAAGUUUAUCACCCUCACUUGAUCCACCUUUGGCAUUCACUUCGGGUACUGGUGGUACCGGUUUGGCUGGAUUGGUCGCAGCUCAUAAGGAGCGUCGUAAAGCCAAGGAUAGCUCUUCUUCUCGAUCUAUCAAUUCUGAUACCGACUCUAUCUUCCUGAAGUGCAAGUCAUCUAGCGGGCAGCAGUCGAUCUAUGAUUUCCUCAGAUCCACUCAUCCUCCUAAGCGUAGCACUGCUCGUAGUACAGCUUCAGACACCGCCGACGAAACAGACGAAGAGGGUGAAGAUACACGACACAUACGGAGAACACUCGAACCAGUACCUCCUGCAGCCUUCCAAUACUUUCAUCGACUUUUGCCAACUAGCUCAGCUAUAAACGUUGAUUAUUCUCAAGAACCCAGCAGAUCCGUUGUCAUGGAUCGCUCUGCAUCUCAUGCCGCCUUGAAUCUUAACGGUCAAUGGGCUUGGGGUGGACAAAAUGACAACCACACCGAACCUCUCGACCAACAUAGCUUGUUCCAUACUACCCUCAAUUCUCCUGUUACUCUCACACCUGUUGACAUGGCCAAGUCAGCAAAGCUCAACUUGCGCAAUAGAUCAAUUUCAAAACCAAAUCCACCUACCUCAUCUCAUCCUUCUCGUGAGGAAGACGCGCAAGCAAACGUAAGUUGUCCUAUCUAUCACACUCCCUCCUGCCUCACUUCUAUCUUCAUGAUUUGUCAACUCUCGCCUCGAGCCAUGAACGCGCGUCGUCAUCAAGUCGGAUCAGUCUUUCUGAUUGGUCAUCUUUACCACUCAAACAUCUGUUGGAGAAAUGAUGGAGAUUCAUACACCCCUGUGGUGCACUGUGUAUUCUCAUAA
Messenger RNA from Melampsora larici-populina 98AG31, 1770 nucleotides. RefSeq lists its product as uncharacterized. Bases 1 to 1770 code for a protein of 589 amino acids. The transcript has a single exon. The record is from RefSeq and is a predicted model, not a curated record. Lineage: Eukaryota; Fungi; Basidiomycota; Pucciniomycetes; Pucciniales; Melampsoraceae.